ACCGUGCUCAGUCAGUCUCGGUGUGUACGCGUUAGCAGUCGUGGCUUGUGCAGCAGCAGAUCUGCGUUUGAUCCUUGUGGUGCCUGCGGUGCGGUGAUCGGUGCGUGUGAAAGUGUGAGCUUUUUUUUUAAUCGGAUCGCUGCUGCCGGGGUGGGAGUCUCGGUUUCCACCAUAAGAGGAAGAUUGGCGAUCACGAGGAAGUGUUCUGUGAAGCACCAUGAGGUUACCAGCGGUGAUUUGGUUUAGUUUGAUCGCUGUAGUGACUGCACAGACCAGCACCAGCAAGGACGAGAAAGAAUUCAAAUGCCCGGAAAACUUGGGCAACGGUAACUUUGCCGACCCUGCCACAUGUCGACGGUUUUAUCAGUGUGUAGACGGUUUCCCGUAUCUGAACCGAUGUCCCUCGGGGCUCUAUUUUGACGAUUUGCAAAAGUUCUGUACAUUCAAAACGGAAGCAAAGUGUGGACCCCUUGCCCAGCCAACUGUAACUACCGAGGCGCCAGUGGACCUGGCGAAAAAAUGCAAUCCCAGCGAAUGCGAGCUUCCAUACUGUUUCUGCAACAAGGACGGCACCCUGAUACCGAAAGGUCUGGAACCGGAUGAGAUUCCGCAGAUUAUUCUACUGACGUUCGACGGUGCUGUGAAUCUUAACAACUACGAACACUACAAGAAGGUGUUUAAUGGAAAACGAAAAAAUCCAAAUGGCUGUGAAAUCAAGGGAACUUUUUUCAUUUCCCACGAGUACAGUAACUACCAGCAGAUUCAGACGCUUGCCAACGAUGGUCACGAAAUUGCCGUGGAGACGAUUUCCCUCCAGAUGGGUCUGCAGGACAAGGGCUACGAAGAGUGGGUAGGGGAGAUGAUCGGAAUGCGAACAAUCUUGAAGCACUUCUCGAACGUCACGGCCAAUGAGAUCAAUGGGAUGCGGGCGCCGUUCCUGAAACCAGGACGAAAUACACAAUACAAGGUCAUUGAGGACUUUGGUUUCAUCUACGAUAGCUCUGUUAGUGUGCCACCUAGUCCUAUCCCCGUUUGGCCGUACACACUGGACUACAAAAUUCCGCACGAGUGUAAGAGUGGAACCUGUCCGACUAAAUCCUUCCCUGGCAUCUGGGAGGUGCCGUUGAAUGCACACUUUGUCGAAAGCUACGAGGGUGGUCACUGUCCAUAUAUGGACCAGUGCGUGUUACACAAUCAUGAUGCAGAGGAUGUUUUUGCCUGGUUACAGGAGGAUUUCGAACGGUAUUACUAUCAAAACAAAGCACCCUACAUGAUGCCGUUCCACACGAACUGGUUCCAGAUUCGAGAGCUGGAGCGUGGCUUACACAAGUUCCUCGACUGGACUCAAACCCUGCCAGACGUAUAUCACGUAACGGUGACGCAGGCUUUAACCUGGAUCACCGAUCCAAAGACGCUAAAUCAGUUAAACAACUACGAGCCAUGGAACUGUAGAACAAGAACAACCCAGACUCCCAAACCCUGCAACAUCUCAAACAAAUGCGCUCUAUCGUUUAAGGAACCGACGUCAAAUAUUAGCGACACUCGGUACAUGGAGACGUGUUUCGAGUGCCCCGCAGUCUACCCGUGGCUAGGAGAUUCGCAUGGUUCCGGAAUUCCCGGACGAGAUAACUACAUCGAUCAGAGUUCGGCCGGAACCGGAGAGGUUAAGAAUCAGCCAGAGGAAGAGGAGAAUUAACUUUUGGCGCAGGGUACGGGUCAGGGCGAGGGCACAGGACUGCGAACGAUCAUGGAAAGCCCCACUUCAAGCCCGAACACCCAUUCUAUCAAGUCUUGUGAUGUGUUCUAGCACACUACUCCUAGUAUUAGUGUUUUAGUGUUAAGAGGUUGUAAUAAUUAUCGGGCAUAGCAUUGGUUUGCCGAUGAUUUUGGAGAAUAAAGUCGAAAUUUUA
Topomyia yanbarensis is the source of this 1910-nucleotide messenger RNA. RefSeq names its product chitin deacetylase 1 (gene Cda4). Gene Ontology annotation, cellular component: extracellular region. The transcript is spliced from 8 exons. Gene Ontology annotation, molecular function: chitin binding. Bases 218 to 1696 code for a protein of 492 amino acids. The record is from RefSeq and is a predicted model, not a curated record. NCBI's taxonomy places the organism in Eukaryota, Metazoa, Arthropoda, Insecta, Diptera, Culicidae. Gene Ontology annotation, biological process: carbohydrate metabolic process.